This is a messenger RNA of Microsporum canis CBS 113480, 1215 nucleotides long. RefSeq names its product DUF625 domain-containing protein. Bases 1 to 1215 code for a protein of 404 amino acids. The transcript has a single exon. NCBI's taxonomy places the organism in Eukaryota, Fungi, Ascomycota, Eurotiomycetes, Onygenales, Arthrodermataceae. The record is from RefSeq and is a predicted model, not a curated record. Gene Ontology annotation, cellular component: protein phosphatase 4 complex; nucleoplasm. Gene Ontology annotation, biological process: DNA damage response; protein dephosphorylation. Gene Ontology annotation, molecular function: protein phosphatase activator activity.
AUGCCUCGUGACAACCUCCUCAACUCCGCCUGCCUUGACCUCUUUGAAUUCAUUAAGCGCGAGAACAUAAAGCCCAUAAUUGCACAUGUCGUUGAACGAUAUCAUGAGAAGAUACAGCAUAUCACGUAUGUUGAUACUUUCCAAAACCUAAUAUUACGCUACGAUCAGAUGCAGGGAUACGGAACAAACGUAAACGCCGGCACUGAAGGUAGCGAUGCAAGCAGUACCGUAUUCAGCCAGGACGAAGCAGCCCCGACACCGACGAGGAUGAUUAUCAGUGGUGGCCAGCGGUGGGGUGCCAUGGGAGUGCGCGAGAUGGAUGCUGCGGAGGAGGAGUACUUUGAAACCUCAGAUGAUGAGGACGAUGAGGUAGGAAUCUUCUCAUGGGAGGAUCAUGAUACCGCUGCUACUGCUGGCGGUAUGGGUGGAGGGUCUGGACAGAGAACUGUGCAGCUCAUGCCCAAGGUCUUAUUACAGGUUAAACCGGCCGAGAAUACAGCUGUAUCGGCGCCUGCCAACGGUGCGGCUGCGAAGCCACUCGUCGACUAUCCAGAUGACGACGAUGACGAUGAUACAGUGCUGAAUGACCAGCCUCAAUCCGACGGGCAAGCCGCCACUCACACUCCAUCAACACCUACACCAACCUCCUCGCCACAGCAACAAACGCAACUCGGCCGUUACUCCUUUUCCGAAAAACGACGGCGCCAGGACGACGACGACGACGACGAGCUUAUCAAGCUUUCGUCAGGUCCCAAGCGCCGCAACUCUGUUUCUAGCUCUAACUCUGUUUCACCUUUGUUUCAGCGUGGCAAUGGCAACGGGAGAGGGAAGAGGGGCCUCAACUCGAGCCAACGCUCCACCAAUGCUAACGAUGGAUUAGAUAAAGACAAGGAGAAAGAAAGCGAAAAUGAUGCAUCAAAGGAUGCCGCUGCUUCCCCGGCUAAGAAGAUAGCAAUUAACCUGAACGUCUCAACGCGCAUUGCGCUGAAGAGCCAGGAUUCAAACGGUUCUACGCAGGUUUCUAUACCAGCAACGGCAACUAAACAAAAGGAUGAGGCCGUGACUGCUCCUAUAAUGUCGAGUAUAGGCAGCAGUGAUAGCGAUAGCGGUGGUGGCGGAGACGGUAGUGGAGGCGGUGGUCCUGAUAGUAGCAAUGGCGGCGCUGCACCUUCGACCACAACCACGCCGGUAACUGCAACAGCGACAGCUAGUUAA